Messenger RNA from Impatiens glandulifera, 763 nucleotides. Its product is annotated as UDP-N-acetylglucosamine transferase subunit ALG13 homolog. Bases 6 to 530 code for a protein of 174 amino acids. The transcript has 3 exons. NCBI's taxonomy places the organism in Eukaryota, Viridiplantae, Streptophyta, Magnoliopsida, Ericales, Balsaminaceae. Gene Ontology annotation, biological process: dolichol-linked oligosaccharide biosynthetic process. Gene Ontology annotation, molecular function: hexosyltransferase activity. The record is from RefSeq and is a predicted model, not a curated record. Gene Ontology annotation, cellular component: UDP-N-acetylglucosamine transferase complex; extrinsic component of endoplasmic reticulum membrane.
UCAAGAUGAGUGAAAAUGAUGGUGAAAGAAUUGUAUUUGUAACUGUUGGGACAACUUGUUUUGAUUCUCUUGUUAAAACUGUGGACACUUCACAAGUUAAAGAUGAACUAUAUAAGAAAGGUUACACAAAACUAGUCAUUCAAAUGGGACGUGGAACUUACAAUCCGAUCAAGUGUAGUGGAGGAAAUGGAUGCUUGACUAUAGAUUACUUUACCUUCUCUUCCAGUAUAGUUGAUCAUUUGAGAUCAGCAUCUCUUGUAAUCAGUCAUGCAGGAUCUGGAAGCAUAUUUGAAAGUCUGCGGCUUGCUAAGCCUUUGAUUGUUGUGGUAAAUGAAGAUUUGAUGGACAAUCAUCAAAGUGAGCUUGCUGAGGAGUUGGCAGAAAGAAAACAUUUGUUUUGUGCAAGACCACAAACUCUUCAGCAGACUAUUCAGUGUAUGGAUCUGCAGUCUCUUAUUCCUUAUCAUCCGGGCAAUGCCAAGUCAGUUUCCGAGCUAAUUAACAGGUUUCUCGGAUUCCCAGAGGAUUAAUGUAGCCUAAACAUGCGAAUGGCCUUUUUUUCUUCAUGUGCUAAAUACAGUUACAGAUAUAUCAGUAAUAGAUGACGAUACUUGAUAAAAUGUUUUGAAUUAUGUUUUUCUUCAUUGAUUCAGGUUCUUACUAGUUACAAUCAAGAAAUAAACUACAUUAUAUUGAUGCAUAAUAUGUAUUGAAGAACAUGUUGUUGGGUAACUCAUGCAUAUAUAUCCCAAAUUUGCUAUCA